GAUGCCACGGGACAGAGAGGCGCCUGGGGUUACAGGCGCAUUUCUGGCUUUCGUUUUGUUGGAGGUUCCCGUUGUGUGCCGCUCUAGCCGGUCUUUGUCUAUAGGUCCUCUAUAUUAUAGGUAUUAUAACUAACGAAAGGAGACCUGUCACAACUAUUGCGAUGCAUCUUACGGCUGCGGGGUAGGAGUAAGUACUUUAAGAUGCUUUAGGAAGGUUUGGGGGUGACGGAAGUCUUUGAAACCAUGCCCCUCUCUACCCAAGAGCUCACAGCUGAAGAGCAAGGUGCCCUAGCCGCUAGUCUUGACAAUGUCCGCAACCUCUCCAAUAUCCUGAAAGCUAUUCAUUUUAAAGACCAUGCUACCUGUUUUGCAACUGCAAACGGACUGAAGGUGACCGUGGAGAAUUCCAAGUGCCUGCAAGCAAAUGCUUUUAUUCAGGCAGGAAUUUUCCAAGAAUUUGUGGUGCAGGAGGAAUCUGUAACAUUCAGAAUCAAUCUGUCUGUUCUCUUAGACUGCCUGACCGUUUUCGGAACAAGCUCGUUGCCAGGAACUCAAACGGCCCUCCGGAUGUGCUAUCAGGGGUACGGCUAUCCCUUGACGCUCUUCCUGGAGGAAGGGGGCGUGGUAACAGUAUGUAAAAUCAACACUCAAGAGCCCGAAGAGAUUCUCGAUUUUGAUUUCUGCAGCACCAAUGUUGUGAACAAAAUUAUCCUAAAAUCAGAGGGACUACGGGAGGCAUUUUCUGAACUGGAUAUGACCAGCGAGGCACUACAGAUCACAAUGUCUCCAGACAAGCCUUAUUUCAGAUUGUCCACUUUUGGGAACGCAGGAAGUUCUCAUCUUGACUACCCCAAAGACUCUGAUCUAAUUGAGGCUUUUAACUGCAACCAGACCCAGACAAACAGGUACAAGAUCUCCUUGCUCAAGCCGUCAAUCAAAGCACUCGCUCUGUCUUGCAAAGUCUCCAUUCGGACAGAUAACAGAGGCUUUCUGUCGCUGCAGUACAUGAUCCGGAACGAAGACGGGCAGAUUUGCUUUGUGGAAUAUUACUGCUGCCCCGAUGAGGACGUUGCCGAAGCAGAGAUGUAGCACAAAAACUGAUCCCCAACCCCCCCACUCUGAUUUUUUAACUAGCUAUCCAGAAUUGAUUUGUGAAUGAAAAUUUUCUGAUGGGAAGACUAGGAUCUGUUGGGCAUGUGUGUGUAUGUGUCUGUUCUAAUGAAAAGUAAAACGAGGACGUUCUGGUGUACAGAUAAAA
Sphaerodactylus townsendi is the source of this 1258-nucleotide messenger RNA. It is a transcript of the gene RAD1, whose product is annotated as RAD1 checkpoint DNA exonuclease. Gene Ontology annotation, biological process: DNA damage checkpoint signaling; DNA repair. The record is from RefSeq and is a predicted model, not a curated record. The transcript has 6 exons. Bases 244 to 1089 code for a protein of 281 amino acids. Gene Ontology annotation, cellular component: checkpoint clamp complex; nucleus. NCBI's taxonomy places the organism in Eukaryota, Metazoa, Chordata, Lepidosauria, Squamata, Sphaerodactylidae. Gene Ontology annotation, molecular function: 3'-5' exonuclease activity.